AUGAGUUUAACAUGGGCUCUGGCUUUUGCGUUUGCUUUGGGCCCGCUGAGUGCAGACAGGCAGACCGACAGCAGCUGUCAGCUGCAACUGCGAGAAACGAGAAUGGACAGUGAGAUCGAGUCCGACACCACUGAAACUGAGACCACCGAGCGGACCGGGAAACGGAAGGGUCAACAACCGAGAGGUCAGCAGCAACGAUCGAGAUGGUUUAGGGAUUGUGUAGAUGCAUUUGCUGAAGAAGGCUAUCAACUAACAGUUCCAGCCCCUGGCCCAAUGUCCCUAGUGAAUCAUUCAAACUACGACUUGUACCUGCAGGCUUCGCGCCUUUGCCAGGAUUUCCUCUUUUGUGCAUAUCAAGGUUGUACGCCUCCCAAAAGAGGAGCUUGUGCGGCCUUACAAGAGGACAAGAUUCGACAGUUUGCGGGUUACCCUGGAAAGCUUACAGCUCAGUUGAGGAGGUGCCCUCCAGACAACCUUCCAUUUUCUGUGGUGACUGCGGAAACUGUGUCGGACAUCAUUGACGGCAUCAAAUCUGCGAAGCAGUUGGGAACAACAGUUUCUGUCAAGACUUCUGGCCACAACUACGCAGGCUCUAGCACCUUCCAUGGAUCGGUAAGUAUUAACAUGGCCAACUAUGAGAAGUAUUCCAAGUCAAACAUUCUUGAAUGUGGGACCCUUCCGGAGCCAGUUCCUACGAGCAUGAGCAACCAGAAGGCUGUUUGCAAGUUGGCAGCGGCCCGUGGAAAGCUUGCAGUAGUCAGAGUGGGCGGUGGAGAAAAUUGGAAUGAAGUUUAUUCGGCCGUUUACUGGUAUCAGUUUCCAAGCCAAACUACACGCAGAUACCAUGUUGUAGGUGGUGCUGCGGGCACUGUCUCCGCUGCUGGCGGUUGGUUGCAGGUUCUGGUCUAUCAGGCACCACAGGCAUGCGAAUCUGGGGAUACGGGGUGGAUCAGCUCUUGCAGAUUGAGAUGGUGCUGUCGAACAGCAAACAUGUGA
Messenger RNA from Durusdinium trenchii, 996 nucleotides. NCBI's taxonomy places the organism in Eukaryota, Dinophyceae, Suessiales, Symbiodiniaceae. The record is from the annotation of a GenBank genome assembly.